This is a messenger RNA of Argiope bruennichi, 2979 nucleotides long. Its product is annotated as glutamate receptor ionotropic, kainate 2-like. NCBI's taxonomy places the organism in Eukaryota, Metazoa, Arthropoda, Arachnida, Araneae, Araneidae. Gene Ontology annotation, cellular component: postsynaptic membrane; plasma membrane. Gene Ontology annotation, molecular function: glutamate-gated receptor activity; transmitter-gated monoatomic ion channel activity involved in regulation of postsynaptic membrane potential. The transcript has 15 exons. Gene Ontology annotation, biological process: monoatomic ion transport; synaptic transmission, glutamatergic; modulation of chemical synaptic transmission. The record is from RefSeq and is a predicted model, not a curated record. The coding region runs from base 163 to 2856 and encodes 897 amino acids.
AGCCGACGUCAGUAUCAAACAAACUCACAGCCAGGAUGAAAGCAUCUGCCUCCAGAACACCGAAUGCGGUUACUUCCAGCAGUUGAGCUCAGAGACCUCUGAUGUUUCAAACAAUGGCUUAUUGACACUAUGAUGCAAAAUUGAAAACAUCAGAGGAAAAAGAUGGAGCUGAUUAAAUGGCUUACAGCUUUUUUUGCGGUAAUAGGAUUGUGCUGUGCUCUACCUGGCCGCAUUCAUAUUGGAGGCAUAUUUGAAGAAGAGGACGAUGAAAUAGAAUUGGCAUUCAGAGUUGCUGUUGACAGACUCAAUAUGAAUGAAACAAUGCUGAAAAACUCAAGAAUAUUUGCUAUGGUUGAGAAAUUAUAUUCCCAAGAUGGUUUAAAAGCGACAGAGUUAUGUUGCGGUUUGCUCCAGAAAGGACUUGGUGCCAUUUUCGGCCCGCAGAUGGAACUCUCCAGUAUGCAUGUCCAAUCCAUCUGUGACGACUUAGAAGUUCCACAUAUAGAAGCCAGAUGGGAAUACCGUUUGAAUAGGGAUCAGCUUUCCAUCAAUCUCUAUCCAAAACCUUCUGAGCUCAGCGAAGCUUUCGUGCGUGUUGUAAAAGCAUGGAACUGGGAAGAAUUCAUAGUGCUUUAUGAAGAAGACAAUGCUAUCAUUCGCCUGAAAGAGUUCCUACAAGAAGGUGAAAACCAAAAGUGGGAUAUUAAACUGUAUCAGUUUCGAAAUGAUAGCUACCGGGACACCUUUUGGGAGAUCAAACGUGCAGCUAUUUCAAGGUCAAAGGCAGAUACUGUAAUAGAAUAUAGAAUUGUUCUCGACGUUCCAAGAGAACAUCUCUAUGAUGUUCUGAAAGCGGCUCAACAAGUUGGAAUGAUGACAGAGCACCAGAAGUAUUUAAUAACGUCUCUGGAUAUACAUACAAUUGAUACGGAGGAUUUCCAGUUCGGAAAAACAAAUAUCACCGGACUACGACUGGUUCAAGAGCAAACUAUGGAAUUCAGGGAGGUUCUGAAAGAAAUCAAUGCAAGAUUGGAGCAGCGAAAGAAAGAGCCUCUAUCUACGCUCAAGACGGAAGCUGCCUUGAUGUACGAUGGUGUGAAACUCUUUGCUUCUGCUCUAGAACAAAUGGACCUAGCAAAAAAUAUCUCCGUUUUUCCACCCAUAUCCUGUAAUCUUAUGAAUAAAGGAAUAGACGGAACGACACUUUUUAAUUUCAUGAAAAAUACAGCACUGAAUACGCCUGGCUUAACAGGUAUGAUAGAAUUCGAUGCUGAAGGCUUUCGUUCCAUAAUUGCAUUGGAUGUCAUAUACAUGACAGCUAAUGGGCUAGAAAAGAUAGGAUCCAUCGUGCCUUCUAAGAAAGGUGAAUGGAAUAUUAAUAUUGUUCCACCUGAAGAUGCUUCCGAUUUUCAGUUUAUUGACUUGGAAAACUCGCGGUUCAAAGUAACGACUAUCUUGACCGAUCCUUACGUCAUGUACAAGGAGUCUUCCCUUAAAAUGCAGGGCAAUGAUCGCUUCGAGGGCUAUGCAAUCGAUUUGCUGAAUGCCCUGGCAGAGUACCUGCAUUUCUCAUACGAAAUUAACCCUGUUAAGGAUUCGAAAUACGGCAGACUCAGCGAUAGUGGUGAAUGGGAUGGCAUGAUUGGAGAGGUUGUGAGUGGGGAAGUGGAUUUAGCUAUUGCUGAUUUGACCAUCACUACAGAACGAAUACAGGGGGUCGACUUCACCCUACCCUUCAUGCAGACCGGCAUCAGCAUUCUCUUCAAAAAACCUACACAAAAAGUUACUUCUCUGUUUUCCUUCCUCCUGCCGUUUUCCGGGGAGGUAUGGCUUUUAGUGAUGGCUGCUUAUACUUUCAUCAGUUUCAGUUACUUCUUGAUUGGUCGACUGAGUCCAUACGAGUGGUCCAACCCCCACCCUUGUCGCCAGAACGAUCAAGUUGAAGAAAAUGUUUUCAGUUUACUCAACAGCAUGUGGUUCGCUAUUGGAUCUCUUAUGCAGCAAGGUUCAGAUAUAGCGCCCACGGCAAUGUCAACUCGAGCUAUCACAAGUAUUUGGUACUUUUUCUGUCUGAUCAUGAUAUCCUCCUACACUGCGAACUUGGCAGCUUUCUUGACAGUCGAAAAGUUAGUGUCUCCCAUUGAAAAUGUCGAAGAUUUGGCUAAUCAAGAGAAGAUAAAAUACGGAUGCUUAAAAGGUGGAUCGACUUAUGGAUUUUUUAAGAAAUCAAACAUGAGCACUUAUAGACGCAUUUUUGAAUUUAUGGAGAAGAAUGCUGACGAAGUGUACAUGAAAUCCAAUUCAGAAGGAAUUCACAAAGUAAAUGACGGCAACUAUGCAUACUUCAUGGAAGCUACUUCCAUCGAGUACAAUAUAGAGCGAGAAUGUAACCUCACGCAAGUAGGAGGUCUUCUCGAUAAUAAAGGAUAUGGGAUUGCUGUUAAGAAAGGAAGACAAAAUCUGAGGGCUUGGUUGUCGGGCGGCAUCUUGAAACUUCAAGAGCAGGGGCAACUGCAUACUUUCAAAGAACGGUGGUGGAAGCAGAAAAAGGGAGGUGGUAGUUGUUCCCAAUCACCAAAAGCAUCAGGAUCAGUGAACGAGUUGGGACUGGGGAAUGUUGGUGGCGUCUUUGUAGUCAUGUUAUUGGGCAUCUUACUCUCUGCUGUCAUGGGAGUCAUUGAAUUCUUCUGGUUUCAACGGAAACUAGAAAAAGAAAGAGAGAUGUCCUUAUUCAAGUUACUCAUGAGAGAAAUCAAAUAUGCCGUGACCUGUGGCAGCUCCUCAAAACCGGCACCGAAACUGAAAUCUCGUAAAAGUGCAGAUGAAUCAACGAAGGGAUAUAAUUCACUUUAUUGAUUUCUCGUUAAAUGCUUAUUAUACACAAUAAACUUUUUUAAAUGUUAUUUUUUAUCGACCCCUGUUUUUGGGACGCUCAAUCAGGGUUCUGUUCUUGUGGAAAUAAAAUUUUAUUAAACUGGA